Messenger RNA from Vanessa tameamea, 1601 nucleotides. RefSeq names its product tRNA dimethylallyltransferase. The record is from RefSeq and is a predicted model, not a curated record. NCBI's taxonomy places the organism in Eukaryota, Metazoa, Arthropoda, Insecta, Lepidoptera, Nymphalidae. Gene Ontology annotation, molecular function: tRNA dimethylallyltransferase activity. The transcript is spliced from 7 exons. The coding region runs from base 78 to 1565 and encodes 495 amino acids. Gene Ontology annotation, cellular component: mitochondrion. Gene Ontology annotation, biological process: tRNA modification.
GUAUCGCCAUAUGAGCGGAGCUGUCAAAAUAAACGUGAAGUUAGUUAGUGAUUGAAGUGUGUGCAAGUGUUGUUGUGAUGGCCCUUAGGUCUGUGAUUUCAUCAAAACUCCCUAUGGUUGUAAUAUUAGGAGCUACAGGGACGGGAAAAACUAAGUUAGGUGUGGAGAUAGCUCAAAGAUUUGGAACAGAAAUCAUAAGUGCCGAUUCAAUGCAAAUUUACAAAGGACUGGAUAUCGUGACAGCGAAGGCUUCUCUCCAGGAGCGGGAGUUGGUACCGCAUCAUCUACUGGAUAUCCUCGAACCACAUCAGAUGUUCACAGUAGUUGACUUUAGAAAUAGAGCUCUUAAAAUUAUUGAUAAUCUUACAGAGCAAGGAAAGAUUCCUAUCAUUGUGGGAGGUACAAAUUAUUACAUAGAAUCUAUUGUUUAUAAAAUACUCGUCGAAGAUAUGAAUAAUGCAGACGAAUUACUUUGGGAAAAAAGUAAAAGAAAGAGAGACUAUUGCGAAACAGACGUAAGUGGAGAAAAUUGCCGUAAAAAACUUUCUAAUGAUAAUAUCAAUGAAUUAUCAGAUAAUGUACCAGCACCUGGUAUAUCGUCAGACAAUACAGAUUCAAGCAAAAUAAAUAGUGUUGAAAUCAAAGAUAUAAGUAAAGAACAAUUAAAAGAAGACGUAGACAAUGAAAGCAGAUUUACAAAUGAUGAAAUCCAUGCGAGAUUAAAUGCAAUCGAUCCUGAAAUGGCUUCAAGGCUUCAUCCCAAUAAUAGACGUAAAGUUCUCAGGGCAAUCGAAGUUUGGCUGAAAACAGGUCGUCGUCACAGCGAAGUGCUAGACGAGCAGAAAGAAAGCGAAGGGCAGCUGAGAAGGCCAGGCGCAACUGUCAUACUCUGGCUUAAAUGUGAACAGACGGUCCACGACGAACGUUUGAACUCGAGGGUGGAUGCCAUGCUGGAACAGGGUUUGAUCGAUGAACUGCUAGACUUUCACGACAGACACAACAAGCAAAGGAUAAGGGAUGGAACACCACCAGACUACACCAAAGGCAUUUUCCAAACUUUGGGUUUCAAAGAGUUUCACGAAUACUUGAUGUUACCACCGGAUAAAAAAAAUAGUGAAGAAGGCAAGAAGCUAUUAAGAGAAAGCAUAGAGAAUAUGAAAAUGGGAACCAGACGAUAUGCACGGAGACAAAACAAAAUGGUUAAAGGCCGAUUUUUAGAACACCCUACGAGAGAGAUUCCACUUAUUUAUGAGUUGAAUACAACAGAUCUAUCACAAUGGGAUAGCGAAGUAAAAAAUAAAGCAUUGGACAUAAUAAAUAGCUUAAUAACUAAUACUCCAUGCCAGUAUGAACAUCUGAAACCGGAAAAGAAAAAUGAAGAAAUUUCUAACAUGAAUGUUCAUUCGUGUAACUACUGUCAAGUUUGUGAGAGGCUUAUUAUUGGCGACAAAGAGUACUCAAUUCAUUUAAAAUCUCAUAAGCACAUGAGGGUUUUGAAAAGCAAAGAGCGAUUAGCUAAGCUGGCUAAUUUGAAUAAAGAAAUAGAUACAAAUAAAAUUGAAUAAUAAUACUGUGUUUACUUGUUAUUGUGUAGUUAUUGU